Meira miltonrushii is the source of this 4661-nucleotide messenger RNA. RefSeq lists its product as uncharacterized. Lineage: Eukaryota; Fungi; Basidiomycota; Exobasidiomycetes; Exobasidiales; Brachybasidiaceae. The transcript is spliced from 2 exons. Bases 196 to 4485 code for a protein of 1429 amino acids. The record is from RefSeq and is a predicted model, not a curated record.
AACCGGGUCAUGCCAAUCGCCACCACUUCACACUUUUUCGAGUUUCAUCUUCUUUUAUGCAUCCCCAUCAUCCCGAGGGCGCAAUAAUUCGGCGACUUGCCUGAUCGGAUAGAAUCAGAAACUUGAUGAUGGCGAUGAAAUCAUAAUAUCUACUCAAUCAAAAUUAAAUCCUUCCUGUACGUCCAUUCCAUCAAGAUGGCAAUCCAAGGUACAGGUACAUCAAAGGAAGGGCAAACUCACAAUUCAUCAGCACUGCUGAAUCGAUCAUUGGCUGCUGAUACACCUUCUCGUCAUUCAACAGACGGAUCUAGCAAUCAGCAUGCCACUUCAAGUGGCGGAGGUGGAAAUAGUGGCAGCAGCAGCAAUAUGCAACAUCAACAAGACAGUCUAGGACAUACGCAAGGAUCAAAUCAAUCACCUGGUACAUUUGGACGUCAUGCAAGUCGAAAUGGAAGCAUACAUUCGCAAUCCAAUGAAAAUUUACCCAGUCCAAUCUUAGAUGGAUCAGCUUACCGUAGGGAUACGGACAGUGCUACACCGAUUGCUGGCAUGUACAACAAUCCUACUGUACUCCCCUCCGCUCUCAAAGGAAAACAAAGAGCAAAAGAUGAUUCAAAUAACAGUCGAACAUCUAUCGAUAGCUCCAGACGAUCAUCCGUGCGCUGGUCAGGAGAAUUACCGAGAUUGGAUGAAGAUAUGGACGAUGAUAUGUUUACUAAUGCAAUACAAAAUAAAUUUCAAACUCCUCUUUCACCACGCAUUCAAGCCGCCGUUCCAAUUGCCAUUUCAGCCGAUCAGGAACGCAAAAGGAGAAGUUUUGAAUUAUCUCCACGUUUUCAAGCGCAAGAUAGGAUUGCGAAACAAUCCAAUCCUUCGCUUGGACAACUUCGCGAUCUGUCACCUGAUUCAGAAUUGGCAACAGGUGGCAGAAGCAAAGGAUAUCGUAGAAUUGAACGAGAAGUUGAAUCUCAGCAAGAGAGACUUCGUUUAGAAGGAGGCGGGACGUUGAGCCCUGUCAGCUCGAGUGCAUCUCCACCUCUGUUUGCUUUGGGUGAGGGAAGAAUGCAGGCUGAAUCAAGUAAUGCUCAAGCUAAACGUGCAAAACGUGUCUCAUUGGGUCAAGUAUCCAUCGAUGGUGUCCCGGUGGCCAUUGGCUCACCGAUUUUUGGACGUGGAAAUAGUCCGACAAGACAUUUUCGAACAGACAGUAAAGACCCAAAACUUUCACCUGUCCACAGUCGAUCCAAGAAACGCUCUUCGUACGGUCAUAGACGAUUAGCACUGAGCGAAUCUUCUCGCACAGGAAGCAAAGAAAGAAAAAGGGUUCGUAAGCGAACGAGUAGUGACCCUAUUGUGAAAGCAGACGAUCCCGAUUUCAUGUCUGAUCGAAGACGCAGUGAAGAAGGUGGUAGGAUAUUUCGUAGUUUAUUAGAAGGAGGUCGAGCACGCAAGCGAUCUGAAACUGAAGGGAUUACGGCUAUUUCGCAAACCACUCUCUCACCUUCGACAGCUGUCGGGCAAAAGAAAGCCUUUUCGGAAGAAUAUCUUGGACCAUUUCCUUCACAAUCUUCUACCCGCUUGCCAAUCGGCACAAGUGCUGAAAGCAGGAUGGCACUUGCAAGAAAUUCUUCUAGUAUGAUGCGGUGGGAUUCAGCUCAUGCGACUGCUCUUUCGCUGCGUCAAGGUGAUCAUUAUGGUUAUGAUUCUCGUCAGAACGAUUACAUAGGGGGUCGUAUCUCUACCACUUCGACAUUGAUGCAUAAUCGUUCCUUGGCACGUUAUCAUCUGGGUGCUUUGAUUUCGCUGCGUUGUCGUAUUCCACAUCAUUCAUCCAAAUCACUCGAACCACUUCAAUUUCGAUCUAUCGUUGCUCGGAUACACCAUUCUUUGCUUAUGUUUCAAAUUUAUCUGCACGUUCCUGCAACAAUCUUUUUCGACUACAAUGCACUGUAUACAUUGGUACAAGUUGCUCUUUAUCCCGAUACAGACGAUCAAAGUGCAGCAUGGUGGAUCGCUUCCGGAAUCUAUGCAGGUUGCUUUGCGAUUUGGUUGAUAGGUGUUUUGGUAAUUUGGGAGAUCGUUAUUCAAUUUAAACGGAGAUGGAUUAACGAUCGACCUUUUGCAUUGCCGAUUUACCUUUCUUCUCAUGCUUUCAACCUAAGCUCAGUGAGAUCGUUUUCACUUUACUCGUUGUUGUAUCGGACAAGACUUCAAGCCUCUAAAAGGGAUUUCUUGAUUGAAACAUGUUGGUUCUUCAGUCAGAAUUGGCCAACUGUUUUAACAAUCUUACCACGUGGAAUUAUUUUGACAAUCUUGCUGGUGAUUUACAAUCCCACGUCUAACGGCAAUCGGAUCCCACUUAAUGGUCAAAUGCGUGACCCAGUCUAUUUCAAUUCUUCCUCUGGAUUAUUAACCAACUUUUCGUACGUUAUCCUCCUUAUCAACACAAUUUGGAUUGCCUGGAGAAUUUUGCUCUUAUUAACAGCAUGGAUCGGAUUAUUGUUCGCCGUAGGACCCCGAAGCUUGAUCAGUCGAGAAAGAUCAGCAUACAAAGAUGAAGGAGCAGAAAUUUCAUUGACCGAUCUUCGUUUGAGUACUUCCACUCGACCAUUGCUGAAUGCUAGCAGAGCUUCAAAUAUCAGGGGUAAUGAAUCGAGACAAGAAACCCAUCAUCCAGCGCAAUACCGCAAUGAAGAGCCUGUUCAAGCAAAUGAUGAGAUGCAGCAAGUGUCAACAAUUGUUACUCGUCCAACUCUGGGAUCUGUCGAAAUUCCAAGAAGAAGUCAUAGCCUCGUUCGUGGGGCUCAAAGACCAAUCCAGACGAGCCAGGCUACUGAAGAACAUGUCCAGAGCAAUAAAGAACCCAGGCCUGACACAUUCUCCGGGCGAAAGACGAUCUUACCACCUUGGGCAUGGCGAGCUCGAGCUGAAGAACGGUUGAGCGCAUUGAUUCUUGAGUGUCGAUUGGACGAUGAAAUUGUGACACCUGAAGAAGAGAUAAAUGCCUGGGGAGAUCCAUUACCGGGACAUGCAGGUCAAGGCAGAGCAAAAGAGCAAGAAUUGGCAGCUUAUGGGCCUCAGAAUGUGUACGAAUCAAAGAUGGCAGAAGUUCCGAUACUCUUUUUACCGGAAGAUGAUGCGAAUGCAAUUGCAGAGAAUCAGGCGGUAAAGAAUUCGCCAACACAUUUGUCUACUCUGGAAGGAACGUAUGCGUCUACAUCAGAUCGACUGCUUACGACUAACAACCUUCCGCAACCCGGUUUGGGACAGGUACACGCAGACAAGAGCGUCUCUUCCGUUGAUAUUGGCCGUUCGGAUGCUUACCCGUUCCCUUGCCAGAAUGAAGAACAGUCGUCACAACCUACCAUCAGGAAUCCGAGCAAGGCUUCAGAUCUGCCUAUCAUCGUGCCAACCGCAGUACCGGUUGAACGCACACAUUCUCCAUCUGCAUCACUCUCUUCGAAUGCUCAAAACGUUGCCUCUGACGGUAAAAGACUGUCCAAUACAAACCCAUACAUUUCUGGUCAAGCGUCCAAAUCAUCGAAAAGAUCUUUGACCGGCAAAGCUGGCGUACAUUCUAGCUCAAACAGUACUUCUUCGUUAGGUGAAUCGAUCCGUACCGCUUUGGGAAGGCGGUCAACCGAGACUACGAAUGGUACAGAGAAUGGUGGAAGAAAUGAAGCUUUGAGAUCGCAGACGAAUCUACAAACAAGUCCCAAGAUGGCAGGAGCAGCAACUUCUUGGUGGAAAGGCCUCUUCGGCGGAGUAAGCAGUAGUGCACCGGAGGUCAGCGAUGCGAAUGUAUUAGCUGCAGCAAAUGCUCAACCAGAUGAUCAACUUGUUGAAGAGACAGAUGACGCUGUUGUAUAUCCACGCACCUCUUCCCCUCUCAGUGGAAUUAGAACGGCCGGACAAGAAAAUCAUGAUGAAGAUGUUUCACGUUCUGUCGAAACGUCAAAUGCUACAUCCAAUGUCGAAGAUAGCGGCGAGAUAGCAAGUGAGCGCAUAGCCAAUGCACAACGCAGUCGGACAAAUGAUGAAGAUGCAGCAAGCUUGCGAUCAACAUCUACGGAUGAUUCUGAAGAACGCAGGAUCUGGUCACAAUUCCCCGAACAAAGUAGAAGACAUCCUCCUGGAUUGAUCGCUUUGGAAUUGGAGCAACGUAAAUUAGCUGCUGAUAAGAGAUUACGAAGUUCGACUAACGUGUCGCAAAGUGGGUCGCAAAGUACCAUUGUUGCACCCGUAACUUCAACAUCCAAUGCAACAGACAGUGUUGCUAUUCUUCCCGCUCAAGAUACCGAACAUCCCGAUUCUUCAUUUGAAGGUGACUCAUCUUUUGGAAGUGCAACGCAUAUGUUACCAUCAACGCAACUGGAAGCUCUAGGACCGAUUCAAGAAGAGAGCUGGAGCAACAGUCAUGAAGCAAUCACUGAUGAAGAGAUGGAAUUGAUGCAUUCCGAACAAAAUUCCGCUCUUCGAAGGUGAUGAUGCACACUCUUUAUACAUUAUAUACCAAAUACCUCAUUCAUUAAUACCCUUUUUGCUCUCUCUCUAUCUUUUUCGUCUUUGCAAGGAAUCGUAGUUUUAGUGUAUAUCAUAAUGCUAUAUUGUUAUUGCCAAGAUUUACACUUUCUUUAAAGCUUCGGAACACUGUCAUUGGC